Molecule: messenger RNA, 1008 nt
Organism: Brassica napus (rape)
Lineage: Eukaryota; Viridiplantae; Streptophyta; Magnoliopsida; Brassicales; Brassicaceae
Product: WUSCHEL-related homeobox 11-like
Exons: 3
Coding region: 100-990 (296 amino acids)
Biological process (GO): adventitious root development
Molecular function (GO): DNA binding; DNA-binding transcription factor activity
Source: RefSeq, a predicted model, not a curated record
UCUCACAAACUCAAACUAAAAAAAAAGUACUUUUCUCUUUUAUUAUCAAUAAGCAACAGAAAAAGAACCAGUGAAACAAUUUCAAUAUUCUUGAAAGUAAUGGACCAAGAACAAACACAACAUAGCCCAACCGGCCAUAGUCACUCACCUUCUUCCCCAGCUUCGGGUUCCACCUCGACCGAAACGGUUCGGUCACGAUGGUCACCUAAACCGGAACAAAUACUCAUACUUGAGUCGAUCUUCAACAGUGGUAUGGUUAACCCUCCCAAAGAAGAGACGGUAAGGAUACGAAAGAUGCUCGAGAAGUUUGGGGCGGUGGGAGAUGCAAAUGUCUUCUAUUGGUUUCAAAACCGGCGGUCAAGAUCUCGAAGGAGGCAGCGGCAGCUCCAGGCCGCAGCUGCGGCCGUAACCACCAAUACUUGUGACCAGACCAUGAUGGUAAACACCAGCUUACCACAAUAUAGUGGGGCUGAUUUGGGGUUUGGAGGUUGUAGCACUUCCUCUAAUUACUUAUAUGGUGGGUCAUCAUCUCAAACUCCUUCAUUUUUUCUUGGUCUUUCUUCUUCUCCUCCUUGCUCAAGCUCCUCUUCAACUUCUUCUUCAGCUAGCUCUUCAACUUCUUCUUAUGGUGGUGGAUAUGAUAAUCAUAGCAAUAAUGGCAUGGAAAAUCUCUUAGCAAUGUCUGGUCAAUUGGGUUACCAUGAAGCUAGUCAGCAUCAUUAUCAACAUCAUAGCUCAAAUCUCUCACCAAUGAUGUGCCCAUCUGAUCAAAGCUCCAGUUAUGAUCACUACCAACAAGGGUUAACGGUCUUUAUAAACGGAGUUCCGACAGAAGUGACGAGUGGAGGUAUAGACAUGAAAGCAAUGUUUGGAGAAGAUUUGGUUUUGGUGCAUUCCUCAGGUGUUCCUCUUCCUACUGAUGAGUUUGGUUUUUUGAUGCAUAGCUUACAACAUGGUGAAGCUUAUUUCCUGGUUCCAAGACAGACAUGAACUGGCUUUACUAUGGGC